Molecule: messenger RNA, 975 nt
Organism: Trematosphaeria pertusa
Lineage: Eukaryota; Fungi; Ascomycota; Dothideomycetes; Pleosporales; Trematosphaeriaceae
Exons: 3
Coding region: 1-975 (324 amino acids)
Cellular component (GO): membrane
Molecular function (GO): transferase activity, transferring alkyl or aryl (other than methyl) groups
Source: RefSeq, a predicted model, not a curated record
AUGUCUACAACUACGAAGUCUGCUUCCCAAAGUCCCCCAAUCUCUUUGAAGCUACCGCUUGAGCAACUUCUUUGGAGAUUGCAACAAGAGCUACUGGCUACAGCCACCACUCUUGGAUACCACCUCUACUCCAUCUGGCUCUUCACUUACAGCGACAUAAAGACCAUCAUCGUUCCGAAAACCACUUUCGGAACGCUCUGCGCACUAGCAGCACCAGAUUCCCUUAACACUACUCUGGGUCUGGAUCAAUCUCCUCCCCUUCGCUAUCGACAACCAGAGACAUGCGAGCUCCUCGCCGAAGAUCGCAUGAACAAACCCUGGCGGACCAUGCCAUCAGGAAGGAUGAACCCAGCGCAAGCUAGAAAGUUGAUGUUCUGCUUGUAUGUGGUAGCCGCUUUCAUUAGCUGGAAGAUCGGAGGCUUGACUCAGUGCUUGGCCCUUAUGGCGCUCGGAUUUUGGUAUAAUGACAUGGGCGGUGCGGACCACAGCUGCAUUGUUCGCAACCUCAUCAACGGGAUGGGCUACAUCAGCUUCGCGCCAGGCGCCACUGAAGUUGCGAUAGGGUCGUCUCUACUCCCUUACAACAGAGUCGGGGCGCUCGACUGCCCGGAACUCCUGCUCUUCUGGAAAUGGGUGGCGCUCUUGAUCACUGUGGUCAUCACCACCGCGCACGCGCAAGACAUGCAUGAUCAGGCUGGCGACAGUGUCCGCGACCGGAAGACAGUGCCGCUUGUGAUGGGAGACGCUCCUGCGAGAAUUUCUCUCAUGGUAUGUACUUGCCUGUGGUCUGUCGUGUGCUGUCUGUUCUGGGAAGUCGGCGCUUUCGCUCUUGUCCUAGUUGGCAGUCUUGCGAUUGUUGUUUCAAUUAGGACAUGUGCGCUCAGAACGGCUAAAGCAGACAAGCGGACUUUUCUCCUUUGGAAUGGCUGGAUCACGUCAGUGUACAUGCUUCCCAUCCUGAAGCAUUGGUUUUGA